AUGGCCGAAAUCAGCAACCAUGAUACCAAAACAGACCCUUGCCUGGCAGAUAACUAUGUUAUGAUGGAUGAUCCAACAUACUUUACGACUUACGAAACUGACCCAAACUCUGUCCGAUGUGAGACUGACAUUGUAAAGCAAUGGUACAGGAUCAAAUUCGGUGCUGUGGCAACAUCACCACCACCUUUAAACAGAUGUGGUACCGAACAGACGGUGUGGAUCGACCCUUUAACCUUACCAUCCUCGGGAGAAAGCGGCUUUGUAACACUAUGUUUGAAAACGUCAACAGGAGACUGCCCAUAUACAGGAACGAUACUGGCAAAAAACUGUGGCUCGUUCUUUGUGUACGAACUGAGGCAGCUGAAUGCGCGUUUUUGUCCCCUCGGGUACUGUUUUGAAAAGGACACUGGUAUGAUACAGCCGUCCGUGUCAGCAUCUUUGGUUAAUGGGACGAUAACAAUUGAUUCUACCGAAUAUCCGAACAAAGAGAUCCUUUUUACAUGUCACCUGGAGGCUAACACAGAUGUGGAGUUGACGUCCUUAUAUUACGAUGUUGUGUGGUACAUCAACGAUCAGGAAAUAACACGGAUGUCAGACCUCACUUACUCGACCUACAUUAAUAAUGGGGGGCUCAGUGAAGGCGAAUGGAGAGGAAAGUAUUCCCUCCCAAUGCAGGUGAAGUGUGUCGUCCAAGCCAAAACAGAAGUGUCUACGGGAACAGAUCACUUCAUCGACAGCGCUCCGUUCUACGCUGGGUUCAAGACGGAGCUAUCAGGAGAAACUCUCCAGGAAAACGGUGAGUUGAAUCUAACGAUACGACUGACUGUUCCUCUUGGCUGCACGUACCUCAACAACAUGGAACAAAAGGAUAUCCAAAAACAUGAACAAGACCAUUGCAAGAUGGCAAUUCGAGUAGUGAUACCAGACGAAGAUUCUGCGACGGAUUCUUGCACACCCGGUCAUGUUAUUAAAAACUCCAUCACGUUUGUUAACUAUAAUUGUGGAGAGUUUAUCCACCAUAGUAGCUGGGAUACUCCAGUGGUGUUGACACUACACGGGGCGCCGGACAAUAUCGUCAAUACCGGACAUCGCUUCGCAGUGAUACAGCUUCGAGCAGACUCUGUUUUUGGGCACAGCGUAUGGAGUGGAGCAGUUGGUGAACAAAUAGUAGUACAUAUCCACGAUGAUGAUAUAAAUAUCAUGGGUAAAAAAUGCUACUCUUCAAACGAUCCACACAUGCAAACUUUCGACGGCAAGAACUACGAGUUACAACAUACCGGAGAAUACGUCUUGUAUCAACAUGAUGACCAGUCGAUCGCUAUUCACGCCUACUUCCAGCCGUGUAAGUGGGGUUUACCGAACGCGAAAUGCAAUUGCGGAAUUGCUGUACGCUAUAGUAAUGUUGUCUUCAGGGCCAAUUUCUGUAAGCAUUCCAAUGGGUACAACAGAAUUAUCGAGUUGAACGGCUGUGACAAAGACGCAAUGAAGAUACACAACUUCCAAUCCAGCACGACAUACGGAUCUAGCUUCGAGAUAACCCUUCAAACCGGUACAGUGGUAACUUUUAGCUACGGUUCGUUCAGAGAUUCUGUAAUAUUCAUCCAUUAUAUCUACGUUAAACCGUCCAUGCUGGACUGGAAAGCCUCGAGAGGGUUGUGUGGAUAUUUAGACGGAUCAACGGCAAACGAUUUUAUAAUGAAAGACGGAUCGGAAACACUUAACGCCAAUGAUUUCAGCAACAGUUGGAAAAUUACAUCCGGGAGUUCUGAAUCACUCUUUAUAAACCCAUUGCAACCAAAUCCGACACCUUCACCGAUGAACCAUAGCUAUUGUACCUGCAAAAACGAAAGCAUUUUUGAUGAACACGUUUCCUGUUCGGCUUUUCCUGUAAAGGCCUGUUCAUCUUCCGAGUCCUCGGAUUCCAUUGUUGCUAGCUUGACUGGUUAUAUAGACAUGUGCAGAACAUCAUAUACAAAACGUGAUACAGAGGAAGAUAUGGUGUUCAUCCCUUUGUACCCAAAUCUGGAAGAAGGCAAUGAUACCGAAAGUGAGGUUCCUGAAUGGUCUGGUAACUGGACAGAGAUUUCAGCUGCUGAAGCUUGCAGGGAGUUCCUUAGUGCUAGUAAACUCGCACAGAAAUGUGAGGAAGUGAUACCAGGUUUUGACACUGAAGCCUACGUACCCGACUGUACAAAGGAUAUCAAACUCACAGGAGGAUCUACUGUGUUUAUGGAGUCAACACUGUCCUUACUACAAACAGCGUGUGUGACUGAAGCAGUGCGUUUAGAAAAUCUUACACGGGACGAUAGCGGAAAUGGCACCACCCUCCUGGACGAGAUUUUAGCCUUGAGGUGUACCAACAAUUGCUCCAAUGCAGGAUCAUGUGUAAAUGGUACUUGUCAGUGUGAAACCGGAUAUGAAGGACAUGAUUGUUCUCAAAGUGGAAACGACCCACCCUUGAUUUCGCAGGAAACAAAUAUGGGUUUGUGUGAUUCAUCGAUAAACACUUGCUCCAAAUACGUCGUGUCAGGAGAUAACUUCAUGCCGAAGCGACCCACGUGCAAAGUUAGACCAUUCAAGGUUAUUGAUUCUUCAAUCGAAAUGGAAGGGAACGAAUUAAUUUUCACGGGAGAAUAUGUGAACACUUUCAUCGUUAUCUGCGAUAUUCCGAAUUCUCGUAAACGCCGCUCCACCACUGAUAAUCAGCUGCCGACUGGCUACAAGAUCAGUCUCUCAAACGACGGGACGACCUUCAGCACUGAGGUUACUUUCAUCAACUUUGACGCCAACUGCUACGAGUGCAACAUAACUACUAUGACGUGUACAGCAAAGGGUUGUAGCCAGUCUGUUCAGGAUGACUCCUCCACCAUUGCGCAAGACAAUUCCUCCAAAACUGCCGUCGUGAUGGGUGUGGUCGUUGGCCUCGUGUCACUCCUCGUUAUUGUAGUCGCUUUGUGCUGCAUAAAGAAAAAAUUCGCAAAGAAACAGACUGCUGUCAUAUCUGGUGAUAAAAGUAAGAGUGACGAUGGCAAAUGGAACGAUUGGGAUCUGUUCAACUCGUCUGAAUUAAUCAUCGGUGUUCGUCCUCCGUUCCAAACAUGUUCUAAAGAAAAGAUUGAUCUGAACAUUUACGACAUGAAGAAAUCUCCACAACCAUAUGCGAAUGAAAGGAAUGCCGAAACAGUUAUGGCUUGGGAGGAGGAUGCGGGGUUAAAAAAUUGA
Molecule: messenger RNA, 3222 nt
Organism: Ylistrum balloti
Lineage: Eukaryota; Metazoa; Mollusca; Bivalvia; Pectinida; Pectinidae
Product: von Willebrand factor D and EGF domain-containing protein-like
Exons: 19
Coding region: 1-3222 (1073 amino acids)
Source: RefSeq, a predicted model, not a curated record